Camelina sativa (false flax) is the source of this 1137-nucleotide messenger RNA. RefSeq names its product GDSL esterase/lipase At4g10955-like. NCBI's taxonomy places the organism in Eukaryota, Viridiplantae, Streptophyta, Magnoliopsida, Brassicales, Brassicaceae. Gene Ontology annotation, biological process: lipid metabolic process. The record is from RefSeq and is a predicted model, not a curated record.
AUGGGACGAGGUUCUCUCAGAAAAAUGAUGGGAGGAGGAGCAACUGCCUCAGACUCAGAUACCGAUACUUUCAACAUUUUUGGCCCCUUCCAUCUUACAUCUAUUGACUGGACCAGUUCGUACUACCGGACCUCAGUAGCAUCAAGUUUGGUAAAUGGGGUGUACACACUGGAAGGGGACAGGCUUGAAAAACGUGUAGGUUCCAAGUCACUAGCCAAGCCUUGGUGGGAGUUUUUCAACUUCACUUUGCUCGAAACCUUGAUGGAUGACGACGGCUCCAUAUACGGUGCCGUUUUCGAAUACAAGCUUUACAACAUUUACCAGAAUACCCCACAUGUGAAAGUUCCACACCAUGUUAUUGCCUUCCGUGGCACGAUGCUAAAAGGAAAGACUUGGAAGUCUGAUAUGAAACUUAACCUCAAAAUAAGCUUCAACAACCUCCAUCAAGGCAGCAGGCCUAUGCAUGCUGUUAUAGCAAUCCGCAAUAUGGUGGAAAAAUAUAACGAGUCAGCUAUAUGGCUUGCUGGACAUUCUUUGGGAGCCGCACUAGUUUUGCUGGCUGGAAAGACCAUGACAAGUGUUGGAUUCCUCCUUGAAAGUUACAUAUUCAAUCCACCCAUCUCGUCUCUUCCUUUAGAGCAGCUACCUGGGGGAGAUAAGAUUAAAAAAGUGUUUCAAAUCGCUAAGAGUGUUGUCAAAGCCACCGUAGCCAUGGCCUUAACCGAUCUAAAGGUUCAAGAUCAAGACGAUCCAAAAACAGCAUUGUGGAUACCUUACUUAUACGUCAACCCAACAGAUUCGAUAUGUGCAGGAUAUAUUGAUUACUUCAGACACAAAAGCUACAUGUCUGAGAUAGGUGCAGGCGAAAUCGAAAGAACCGGUGCAAGAAAAUCAGUUAGGAGUCUAUUGGUCAGAAAAAUUAGAGGAAAAUCAUCAACGUCAGAUUUGUCAACAGAACCUCUUCACCUACUUCCAUCAGCAGAUAUGAUUGUAAACAAUAACAAACCGACUAAGUCUACGACAGCUCAUGGGCUUCACCAAUGGUGGGAGCGAGACUCGACUCUGCUGGCAAAUUGGGAAAGCUGCUGCAUUAGGCCUUACCCUGAAGGCAAGUUGGAGCAACUGAACAUACAAUAA